Molecule: messenger RNA, 1461 nt
Organism: Morus notabilis
Lineage: Eukaryota; Viridiplantae; Streptophyta; Magnoliopsida; Rosales; Moraceae
Exons: 10
Coding region: 51-1034 (327 amino acids)
Source: RefSeq, a predicted model, not a curated record
GGUUAAAAAAAAAAAAAAAAAAAAAAAAAAAAAGAAAUUCGAGAACUCCCAUGAACGCGGUGGCGUCUUCAUCGUCAUCGCUGGUGUUUCUUCUGCCGCGCGGUGGUGCUGGUGCGGGUGCCGUCAAUGGCUUCUGCUUCUGCUGCUUCGGCAUUUCCUCCUCCUCUUCGUCGUCGUCGUCGAUUUCGUUUUCUAAAACUGUUAAGAAGUACAAUUUCAUUAUAAUCAUGGCGAAAAGCAAAAAGUCCCAAUCUUCAACUUCGUCUCCCAAGGGUUCUGAGCCAACUCCUCCGAGGAUUACAUCAAAUGUCAAGCAAAAUUUGCAGUUCUUGAGGUUAUGGAAGGAAUUCCAAAAGAGAAAGUCUAGCACACCUAAGCCCGCAACUAGUUACCGCAGAAAAAGGGUGGAGAAGGAAGACCUUCCAGAAGACAAUGAAUUUUAUCGUGAUCCUACAACCACCCUCUACUAUACAAACCAGGGUUUAGAAACUGCAGUCCCUGUGUUGCUGGUUGAUGGGUACAAUGUAUGUGGCUACUGGGCGAAGCUGAAGAAACACUUUAUGAAUGGAAGACUUGAUAUAGCCCGCCAAAAGCUGAUUGACGAGCUCGUAGCAUUCAGCCUGUUAAGAGAAGUGAAAGUGGUAGUUGUAUUUGAUGCCAUGAUGUCUGGCCUCCCUACACACAAGGAAAAUUUUGAAGGUGUUGAUCUAGUUUUCUCAGCUGACACAUGUGCUGAUGCUUGGAUUGAGAAAGAGCAGGUUGCAGCCUUAAAGGAGGAUGGAUGCCCCAAAGUUUGGGUUGUUACUUCUGAUCAUAUUCAGCAGCACGCAGCACAUGGAGCGGGAGCUUUUAUUUGGAGUUGCAAGGCAUUAGUCUCUGAGAUUAAAGCAUCAAAAAAGGAGGUCGAGACUAUGCUUCGAGAACAUAGAUCUAAUUCUUUUCAAGGUAGAUUGUUGAAGCACAAUCUCGAUUCAGAAGUAGUAGAUGCUCUCAAGGAUCUGAGAAAGAAGCUGUCCGAGGCCGAGAAAAAGUAAGUUUUAUCGAGUUCAACUCGACGCCGAGUCUUCUGCUAUACCUUGCACGGGAUCUUACCAUACAAGAAAAGGUAUCAGAUGCUAAUCCACUGGAGCACAGACAAAGUGCUUCCAUUAUAAUGGAUACGAUUUUUAUGCAAUCAAUUUGCCAAUCAUCUAACUCAGCUGCUUCCCUUAGAAGAGCUUUCGGAUUUGUGCCAUCUGAAAUGACAUAUUUUAAGCGUUUGUGAAUCACAUUCUUUGUAAAUUUCUUGAACAAUAAUAAACCUUCACAACGCCAAAAGCCGCUAACAAUGUUUAAGACCAACUAAUGUGACAAGUAAAUUGAUGUCAUUUAAUUGUUAGAUAAAUUUUCUGUACACAAGUUUAACAACAGUUGUCAAUAAAAUGAUGACAACUCACUUGUCACACAUGUAUUUGUAUAUGG